This is a messenger RNA of Candida albicans SC5314, 1137 nucleotides long. RefSeq names its product putative family 17 glucosidase (gene MP65). Bases 1 to 1137 code for a protein of 378 amino acids. The record is from RefSeq and is a predicted model, not a curated record. Gene Ontology annotation, cellular component: extracellular region; fungal-type cell wall; cell surface. Gene Ontology annotation, biological process: carbohydrate metabolic process; cell wall organization. Lineage: Eukaryota; Fungi; Ascomycota; Pichiomycetes; Serinales; Debaryomycetaceae. The transcript has a single exon. Gene Ontology annotation, molecular function: glucan endo-1,3-beta-D-glucosidase activity; 1,3-beta-glucanosyltransferase activity.
AUGUUAUUCAAGUCUUUCGUUACUUUUACUGUCUUAGCCAAUGCUUUGGCUGCUCCAUUAGCUCAUCAACAUCAUCAACAUAAAGAAGAAAAAAGAGCUGUUCAUGUUGUUACCACCACCAAUGUUGUUGUUGUCACUAUUGGUAAUGGUGAUCAAACUACCACUUUUGCUGCUCCAUCUGUAGCUGCUGAAUCUAGUGUUAGUGUUUCUGUCAACACUGAACCACCUCAAAAUCAUCCAACUACUACUCAAGAUGUUGCUUCUGCUUCUACUUAUCCAUCUUCCACUGAUGGUUCUGCCGCUUCUUCUUCUGCUGCCGCUUCUUCGUCUUCUCAAGCUGGUUCUGAACCUUCUGGUGGUGUUGGAUCUGGUGGUGCUAAAGGUAUUACUUAUUCUCCAUACAGUGACAAUGGUGGAUGUAAAUCAGAAUCUCAAAUUGCCAGUGAAAUUGCUCAAUUAUCUGGAUUUGAUGUUAUUCGUUUAUACGGGGUUGAUUGUAGUCAAGUUGAAGCUGUUUUAAAAGCUAAAACUUCAUCUCAAAAAAUUUUCGCUGGUAUUUUCGAUGUUUCUAGUAUUACAUCUGGUAUUGAAAGUUUAGCUGAAGCCGUUAAAAGUUGCGGUAGUUGGGAUGAUAUUUACACUGUCUCUAUUGGUAAUGAAUUGGUUAAUGCUGGUUCUGCCACUCCAAGUCAAAUUAAAGCUUAUGUUGAAGAAGGUAGAAAAGCUUUAAAAGCUGCUGGUUACACUGGUCCAGUUGUUUCUGUUGAUACUUUUAUUGCUGUUAUUAACAACCCAGAUUUAUGUGAUUACUCUGAUUACAUGGCUGUUAAUGCUCAUGCUUUCUUUGAUGGUCACGUUGUUGCUGAAAACUCUGGUGCUUGGGUCUUGCAACAAAUCCAAAGAGUUUGGACUGCUUGUGGUGGUAAAAAGAAUGUUUUAAUUACUGAAACUGGUUGGCCAUCUAGAGGUGAUUCUAAUGGUGUCGCCGUUCCAUCUAAGAGUAACCAACAAGCUGCUAUCAGUUCUAUUAAAUCUUCUUGUGGUGCCUCUGCUAUAUUAUUCACUGCUUUCAAUGACCUUUGGAAGGCCGAUGGUCCAUACAAUGCUGAAAAAUACUGGGGUAUUUACUCUAACUAA